Vespa mandarinia (Asian giant hornet) is the source of this 1363-nucleotide messenger RNA. RefSeq names its product RNA-binding protein pno1. The record is from RefSeq and is a predicted model, not a curated record. Lineage: Eukaryota; Metazoa; Arthropoda; Insecta; Hymenoptera; Vespidae. Gene Ontology annotation, molecular function: RNA binding. Gene Ontology annotation, cellular component: nucleus.
GAUGAAAACGAGUAAUUAAUGAACGUCGAAUAAUUAUUUAUUUGCGUUAUGAAGAGUAGCCAAUUAGCAUCGAGAUUUUAUAGAUUGUUAAUGAAACAUGGCGGCCGUGUAUCAAUUUAGAAGCACAUGGAUUGUUACAAAGUUGGCGUUACAAUAUCAAAUAUGUGCUUUUUAAUAUAAAUCCAUUUAUAUACAGUUUCGAAAGGUUAUAAUUUUACGUUGACGUAUAAAAGAAAGAAAAAAGAAAUACUUCGAUAUGGCAAACGCAGAUAAGAAAGGAAAGAAACGAGAAGCGGAGGAUAAUGAUAUGGAAGUCGAAGUAAUGAAUGGCAUUGAGGGAAAGAUUAAGUCUGCAUCGCGUACAAAAAGAGCCAGAAUAGUACGACGUGGUGAAUUUCGAAAGAUACCCGUACCUGCCCAUAGAUAUACCCCGCUUAAGGAUAAUUGGAUGAAGAUAUUUACUCCUAUUGUUGAACAUUUACAACUACAGAUACGUUUUAAUCUGAAAACAAGAAAUGUAGAGAUCCGUACUGCUCCUGAAACUGCAGAUAUUUCUAAUCUUCAAAAAGGUGCAGAUUUUGUGAAAGCUUUCAUAUAUGGUUUCGAAGUAGAGGAUGCAUUAGCUCUAUUACGUUUAGAUGAUUUAUUUGUAGAGACGUUUGAGGUUCAGGAUGUAAAACCGUUAAAAAGCGAUCAUUUAUCUAGAGCUAUAGGAAGAUUAGCAGGGAAAGGAGGGAGAACAAAAUUCACUAUAGAAAAUGUAACAAAAACAAGAAUAGUCUUAGCCGAUAGUAAAAUUCACAUUCUUGGUUCCUUUCAAAAUAUACAAUUGGCUCGCAGAGCUAUUUGUAAUUUGAUUUUAGGAAGUCCGCCAUCUAAAGUUUAUGGCCAUUUAAGGAAUAUUGCUAGUAGGAUAUCGGAACGAUUGUAAUAUAAUAAUAAUAGAAAAUUCAUAAAAAGUUUUCUUUGUAUUUAUAUGCAAAUAUAAAUUAUAUACAAAUAGAUAUUAGAUAUAAUUUUGCUAAUAUUAUUAUAAUGAUAUCAAUUAAAUAUAAAAUUUAAAAAUGUUUUUAAGCCAUCUAAUAAAUAUUACAUAUAAUUUAGAGAAUUAUUCGAUAUUUGUAUUUGCGUGGGACUUUAUUAAUUACUAAUCUACCGUCAUAACUCAACGAAGCGAAUGUCCAAGGAUCGGCAGAGGACCAUUCUACUGCAUAUACACUAUCCUCGUGUUCUUCAUACCUCUCGACAACUCCGUCUUCUAAUCUAAAAUAUUUAUUUAAUUAUAAUUAAAAUUUAAUAUUAUAUAUUAUUAGAUAAAGUAUAAGGUAAAAAUAUUACAUACUUAUCUUUUUGACACAUUUCA